Xenopus tropicalis (tropical clawed frog) is the source of this 1054-nucleotide messenger RNA. RefSeq names its product growth hormone 2 (gene gh2). Gene Ontology annotation, cellular component: extracellular region. NCBI's taxonomy places the organism in Eukaryota, Metazoa, Chordata, Amphibia, Anura, Pipidae. The coding region runs from base 1 to 810 and encodes 269 amino acids. The record is from RefSeq and is a predicted model, not a curated record. The transcript is spliced from 5 exons. Gene Ontology annotation, molecular function: hormone activity; growth hormone receptor binding.
AUGAGCUGCAACCUCGUAAGUGUAAAGUGUAUGGCUACCUUCAGAGGAAGCUUUGUGGCUUGUAUGGCAUCAGUCGCAGUCGCGUCUACGCUAAGUCUGAAAGCUAUUUAUAACGUUACGCUGAAAGUCGUAGGGUUCGCAUCCUCCUCCCGCAGCAUAACAAAGGCCAGAACUGACAGUAAAGUGUUUUCAGGAUUCUGCUCAUCGUUCGGGCUUCUACUCAUCCUGUCCUUCCAGAAUGUUCCCUACGUUGGCGGUUUCCCCAAUGUGCCCCUGUUCAGCCUCUUGACAAAUGCUGUCAAUAGGGCCCAGUACCUUCACAUGUUGGCUGCCGAUAUACACAAAGAUUAUGAAAGAACAUAUAUUACAGAAGAUCUGAGACGUUCAAUGAAGAACACCCAAGUGGUGUCUUGUUACUCCGAAAACAUUCCCGCUCCGACAGACAAGGACAACACUCACCAAAAGUCUGACAUGGACCUUUUGCGGUACUCACUGACCCUCAUUCAGUCUUGGUUGAACCCAGUGCAAGCCCUUCACAGGCUGUUCCGGAAUUCUGAUGUUUACGAGAGACUGAAGUACCUCGAGGAAGGCAUCCAGUCUCUGAUCCGGGAAUUGGAAGAUGGAAACUUCCGCAGCUACACCUUUAUGAGAACACCAUAUGAGAGGUUGGACAUCAACAUGCGGACCGACGACGGCCUGUUAAAAGUCUAUGGCCUUCUGUCUUGUUUCAAGAAAGACAUGCACAAAGUAGAGACCUACAUGAAAGUCAUGAAGUGCCGACACUUUGCAGAAAGCAAGUGUGCAAUUUAAGCGCGAGUUUGCCACAUCCCCUUACCUGCCAGAAAUCUACAAAACACAGCUCUAUGGUAUAACUGCCUCUCACAGCAGGAAAGGGGAUGGGAUAAAGAUUUAUACUAGAUUAAGUUCACCCUGUCUUCAGAGUAAUAAAAAAAAUAAAGAUUCUCUCAGAGAUGGCUUUUGCUUUUCGUGCUGCUAAAAUCUUUGUAAAUGAGGACUUAUUAUGUGAUGCUAAAUAAAGAUGCAUUUACAGGUA